UGGCGGUGCCAACAAGGAAGUACGUUCAGAUUUCAAACUCUCGCUUCCUCUCGUUUUUCCUGCUAGCUACAGCAGGUCCUUGGCUAGCUAUAGCAUGUGAAGCUAGGUUAUCCUGGAGCUUACCUUCCUAGUGAAAGUAGACUAGAAGUGAAAUGCUUAAUUUUUCUACUACAUCUUAGACAUAGCUGACUGGCAGCUAGCUGUGUUGAAAAUGUCCGUGUUUAGCCUCGCUGCUUCGCGUACAUUCCGUGGCGUGUCGGUAAAAAUCCCUCGGAUGUUAUUUAGCCUGCUACCCAAUGAUGGAUACUCAAUAACAAUCCUAAACAGCAAGAGAAUCAGCUGGCCGCAGAGCCACAGCGCAAAUACAACGCGUCUGCUCAGCUCUGAACCACUUAACCAGAAGAUACCAAAGGUGGCAACAUGGGAACCAGUACCAGAGGAACAGCUUCCUCCGCCUGCCCAUAUUCCUGCUGACCUGGUGGACAAACUGGAGCGACUGGCUUUGGUGGAUUUUCGCACCAAACAGGGACUGGCCUGUUUGGAAAAAGCCAUACGGUUUGCAGACCAGCUUCAUGUCGUUGACACAACAGGGGUUGAACCGAUGGAUUCAGUUUUGGAGGACAGGGUUUUGUACCUGAGGGAGGAUGCUGUGAUGGAGGGUGACUGUGCUGAAAAACUGCUUCAGCUCUCAAAAAGCACAGUUGAAGAAUAUUUUGUGGCACCACCAGGAAAUAUUCCUCUACCUAAGGGGGAGGAGAGGACUGCCAUGCUGAAAAACUCAGAGUUUUGAUGUGUAUGAAGUUGAGGCCAGCUUGCCUUCAUAGCUACAGUCAUAAACACGGUGUGAUGUGUGUGUUUUCACAUUUUUUCUGCAACAGGAAAAUAAAAAAACUUGUACAAGU
This is a messenger RNA of Maylandia zebra (zebra mbuna), 902 nucleotides long. It is a transcript of the gene gatc, whose product is annotated as glutamyl-tRNA amidotransferase subunit C. NCBI's taxonomy places the organism in Eukaryota, Metazoa, Chordata, Actinopteri, Cichliformes, Cichlidae. The record is from RefSeq and is a predicted model, not a curated record. Gene Ontology annotation, biological process: mitochondrial translation; glutaminyl-tRNAGln biosynthesis via transamidation; regulation of translational fidelity. Gene Ontology annotation, cellular component: mitochondrion; glutamyl-tRNA(Gln) amidotransferase complex.